This is a messenger RNA of Oncorhynchus mykiss (rainbow trout), 2388 nucleotides long. RefSeq lists its product as uncharacterized. Gene Ontology annotation, cellular component: plasma membrane. The record is from RefSeq and is a predicted model, not a curated record. Lineage: Eukaryota; Metazoa; Chordata; Actinopteri; Salmoniformes; Salmonidae. Gene Ontology annotation, molecular function: guanylate cyclase activity; peptide receptor activity; adenylate cyclase activity. Gene Ontology annotation, biological process: cGMP biosynthetic process; receptor guanylyl cyclase signaling pathway; intracellular signal transduction.
UAUAUUGCAGUUUCUCUCUCUCUCUGUGUGUCUUGGCAGUAACCGCACUGUUCGUCGCAUCUUGACUGCUUGUCUGCUCUCGUUUCUGGCUCUGCUCGGCUCAGUCUCCGUCGACCUCAGCUCCAACUUGGACCUGCUGCGCGCCACAGAGGCCGCUGUCACCGAGCUGACUUCAUGCAGGACUACUGCUAUUCUCCAACUCAUAGGGGAACUCCAAAACAGCAGAAGUCUAUGCAGAAAGUACAGGAGUAACGAGACACACCAAGAAAAGUGUACAAGUCCACUGACUAGCAUUUUACCAGUGAUUAUUAGACUUUGCACUGAUAUGGAGGGCCACAGAAACAAUCAGGGUCACCCAUGCAGCGAGGAGUUGGUGGAAUUCUCCCAGAAACUUAGGGAAAAUUUGACAGAAUUUCUGAACACAACAUGGGGAGUUGAGGACAACAAUGACAUGUCCGUGUUCUCUUUGACCAUUGUCAGACUCCUGGACAUUUGGGGGGACAUGGAACAGGACAUUAGUCAGGUCAAGCAGUUUUCAGACUGGAAAGAUGUCCUCUCACUGAGAUUGAUGGUCACAUUCCUGGAACUCAACCACCAGUUCAGUGAACUCCCUUCCGUAGGAACCCAAGCUGACUUUCACAAGAAGUGGAUCCACGCCCUCAGCCGUCUAGCCUUUGCCCAGCUCUUGUCAGAAAUGCUAGAGGACUGCUGGGUGGAGAACGUUCACCUAAAGCUCAACCUGACCAACAGCCUCAAAGUCGACCCAUACAUCUUUGACUCCACCCCCUGGCAGAUCCCAGCGGUUGACACGGUGGGAACAGAUGGCAUCCUCACAGGCUCUCAGACUGGCAUCCAGGCUCUGAGGGAUACCCAGGCGUGCCUGCUGGCUGGGGCGUUGCCAGCUCUGAAGCUCCGAUCCAGGGCCAUGUUCUCAGGGCUCAGCAUGCGGAUCUCCCUGUUGACAUUGGCCUGCCUGAUCUAUCCGCUGGUGCUGGUGUCCUUCAAGCAGAUGACAGAGUGGAUCCAGAACUAUGCAUGCAGCCUGCAGGAUAGGACAGAGGACCUAAAGCGCCAGAGACAGCUGGCCGAGGACCUCCUGCACCAGAUGCUGCCCAAGACCGUAGCCAAGCAGCUGAGACAGCAGAAGCACGUGGAGGCGGAGAGCUAUGAGAAGGUGACUAUUUUCUUUUCUGAUAUCGUUGGUUUCACCACUAUCUCGGCCUCCUGCACCCCUCUGCAAGUCGUGGAGAUGCUGAACAACCUGUACAUGUGCUUCGACACUCGCAUCGACUCCUAUGAUGUCUACAAGGUGGAGACGAUAGGUGAUGCCUACAUGGUGGUGAGUGGGCUGCCUGAAAGGAAUGGGGACAAGCACGCUGAUGAGAUCGCCAAGAUGUCGCUGGACCUGGUGGCAGCAGUUCGACAGGUGGCAAUCCCCCACAUGCCCAACAAGAGACUGCAGCUUCGCGCAGGCAUACACACAGGUCCAUGUGUGGCAGGUAUUGUCGGCUACAAGAUGCCCAGGUACUGCCUGUUUGGAGAUACUGUCAACACAGCCUCUAGAAUGGAGUCCACCAGCCUGCCUCAGAGGAUCCACGCCAGCUCAGCCGUAUACCUGGCUCUGAUGAAGGACGGUGCCUACGAGCUCCAGCUGAGAGGAGAGAUCGAGGUGAAGGGUAAAGGGAAAAUGAACACAUAUUGGCUGAUCGGACACAAGAACUACAGUGUUCAGAACGACAGUCUUGUGUGCCACUGGAACCCCAAUCUAGCCAGAAAAAAGAAGACAUUGGUGGGGAGCGACAUUUCUAUGGCGAACUCCUGUGUGACAGUGCAGAGCAUCAGUGAGAAUGCUACCACUCCCGUGCCUCAGGGCUCCAAGGCCCAGCAGGGGGCCCUGUGUGUGUCCGUGUCAGCCCAGGUGGAGCCCUGUGCCAGCAGCUUCGGCACCCUGGGAUCCAUGAUCGGGGGCCUCCAGGGACUAGAGAGCCCCAGGGAGGGGAAAGCCUGUGGGGGGACGGGAGGAGACAAACCGGAUCUGCUGCCUGGAUCUGGAACCAUCCCUCAUAUGUGAUGGAGGGCUGGGAUGGUAGGAUGGACUGGGACAAGAAACUUCUCUAAAACUAUAUUGCUAUGGUUUUUUCCUCUGGCUGUUUGAGUGGAGAUUCAGUUGAUUUUAAUGAUGAUGUAAAUACAGUAUAUUUAGGGAUGUGUGAAAGAACCGCAAUGAAUAAAAGAAAGACUGUUACUCUGAUAUCUGGUGUGGGUGUGUGUGCGGGUGUGUGUGUGUGUGUUUUUAUAUACAGAGUAAACGUUUUUGUAUCAACCUUGGACAGAUUGUGUUGUCAUUGUCCAUCUUUUUAUUAAGAUCAAACCGUGUGGAUGAAUAAA